AAGAGAGAAGAGAAGAAAAAAGUCGCUGCCAAAAGGGACAAAAGAAAAAACGCAACUUCUUCCUUGGGCGAAAGACACUCGGACGCAAUGAAAUAUUCAGCUUAUUUCUUGGUGGAAAACUGUUAACCGAAGUGAUAAACACGGCAAGAAGCGUGUUCAAGGGGAAGAAGCUACGUUUUGAGUUCACUUUCGCCUCGCUUACCUUUCGAUCUCUCGCGAGCACGGACGGGUGUACGCUUAUUGUUUUUGCUGUCCCUACUACGGGGGUCGAUCGUCUGCUAAAUGUCGUGUCGAAAAUAAUUAUUCCCCAAGCAAUAAUUCAGCAACAAAAGCGACACGGCGGUUUGCAGUUCCUUGCCCCAUCUUGCCCCGUAGUGAAGUGAUUCCGUGUUUAGCAAUCUCAUCCAGAGUCGGUUAGGAAUUGGCAAAUCGCCACCGCGGAACGCUUGUACACGUUUGCUCACAGCUCUUGCCCAUUGGACACACCUCUGAAGGGGGAAAAAAGCUCCCCAGAUCGGUUAUCGCGUACGGUGGGCCAAACAAGCCACAGUUUGCCCACGAGCUUCUCAUCCCGCUGGCGAUGGCAAAGGAUAACAACAACAUCAACACGGAUGAUCUGACUGCAGCCACUCCUUCGUCCUCGGUGAAAGCGGCCCCGGCGUCCUCGUCCACCGCGCCGGAGGGUCCGGAAAAUGGGCCGUCCGCCCCGCCGGCGGAACCACAGUCCACGUCUCCAUCACUGCCGCCCGCCUCGAGUAGCACUCCGGAGGUGGCCCCGCGCAGGGAGGAAAACCCAUUCUCCUUCAAACACUUUCUCAAGUGGGACGGAAAUCACACGACGAACGGUGGAGGGGCCAGUGCAGGCGGUGGUAGUGCCGCCAGCAGCAUAAAUCACAGCCGAAGUGCAUCGAGCAUAAAUGGGCACGGAAUGGGCAGCUCGCUGGCGGAUGGCGGUGGUGGUACGGGUGGCACUGGCAACACGAACGGAACGCACGAGGGCAAGGCGGGACUGGCUGGGGCGAACGGAAGCACCCUGACGACGGUAACGACCGCCACCACCAGCACUGGAUCACCGUCCAAGUCGGCCACCACCAGCUCGCUCAACGUGGUCAGCUCAACGACGGGUGCGCGGCCAAAAAUCCCCCAAUUUCAGUCGGUCAACACGCUCAGCAGUGAGUCGAAGAUGAAACGGUCGCCCCGCUUCCCGUCGUUCGAUUCGCAGUCGAGUCUGUCGGACUUUGCGGACGAUCGGUUCGGCUCGAUCUACCAGAGCCGCAGUAACGGUUCCUUCAGCUCCGACUAUCCCGCGGCGGGCGGUGGAGUGGGCGGCAGUGCUACUGCUGGUGGUGGUUUGCGCGAGGAUGCCAACGGGAUGGAGCAGCUGGGCGAGCAGGUGGAAUUGCUGCGCGGGUAUGUGCAGCGGUCGUACUCGAACUUUGAUCUCGACAGUCCCGGUUCUUCGGCGGCUGUGGCGGCCGUCGAUAGGCGAAACGAGCUGGAAAUGCACAACGAGCCACCGGGCAGGGGGUUGGUUGGGGCGGCCGAGUUCUCCGCCGCCCUGCCCGACUUCGUGCAGGACCAUCUCGUGAUGGAGCAGUGGUACAAUACGCUGCCGAAGGGCACGGGCAGCGGCUCGUCUGGGUCGGCCGAGUUCGACGACGUGCUAGACCUGACCGGGGUGGCAAACGUUUCCGGCGGCGGUGGUGGAGGCGCUCCACUGUCUUCCUGUAACGAUAUACCGUUUGAUCUGACCGCAAGCAGCACGACGAGCAGUAGCCGAGUUGCGCGGGAUCCGAACACGACCCCCGUUGCUGGACACCGGCAUUCCAUGGGCGUGCGGCUCGAUCUUCCCUCGCGCAGUGGUGGAGGUGGAGCAGCAAACCUGGCCGGACCAGCGGAGCUCGGAUUCGAUCUUCCACCGCGCUCACCCACGUCUUCGUCCUCGGAACUGCCGCCCGAUCUGACCGAAGGCAAUGCGGGCGGUGGCGGCGAUGCGGGCGGUUCGGGUGGCAGAUCGCGAUCCUACUACUAUUCCGUCUCACCGCCGCCCGGCUCCAGCGGCACGACGGGCGACAACAAAAUCCAUCGCCUGCCGGACUUCCUGUCCGACGGGCCGAUCCAUUCGUCGGGACGGUUGGCCGACGUUACGCACGACACGCCGCACGCGUCGGAAUCUUCGUCAUCGGCGACGAUGGGCGGCUAUCGGCAGAGCCGGAGACAGUGGGAGACGCAGUACCAGAACCGGCUCGGGGCGGAAUCGCUCGAGAACGAGCGGCUAAGGCGCGAGCUGGAAGCUAGUCGUCGGACGGUCGGUGAGCAAUCGCGCCGCAUCCGGGAGCUGGAGCGCGACCUCGAAACGAUGGUUUCGCUUGCCCGACCCGGGGGCGCCAGUGGGUCGACGCAGUCGAAUGCUAGCAGCUUCCUGCAGGCGAAAACACGGGCCGUUACGGCGGAGGCGGAGAUGAAGCAGCUGCGACAGAAGCUGAGCAAUAUGAGUGUCGAAAUGGAAGCGCUGCGAAGAGAAAACGAAACGCUUAAGGAGGAAGCCUGUGGCGGCGCCAUCGGAGGUAGCACGGGUGCGGGCGCCAGUGCUAGGGUGCGGCAGGACGACGGCACAGGAGACCUUGGCAACCGAACCAGGCGGGACCGUUCUUCCGCUUUUCUGCGCGCACAAACGGUCGCCCUUCGGCAGGCAGCAUCGACAGCGGAAAGCAAUCUACGACAACUGCUAAGUGGGGUGGAAAACCUCCGAUCGAUGGCGAAUCAGAUAGAAACGUUUCGAAACACGCAGGACGAGGUAAAGUCUGAGGGUGUGUCGAUACCGCUGGAGGACUAUCUGCACGACGUCGGCGUUAAUAGCGACGAUGACGACGACGAUGACGACGACGAUGAGCCGUUCGGUCCGGCCUUGUAGAUACACACGAAACGGGAUUGUGAAGCGUGGGAAUGCGUGGAAGCGGUGGAAGUCUAAGUGUAGUGUAGCGCGCGACUGAUUGCGGAUGUGAGGUGCGUGCGUGUGUGCUCUCUGGCAGCAGAUCUGAAAUCAAAGAAAGAGGAAUUCGGAGCAACGCUCGUGCAUGUAUUUAAGAAAAGAAUAUAUAUAUAUAUACACUGAUACACCUAUCACAUAACCCCAUAUGGAAGGGCUUUAAAUCGGAUCCUUUUGCGCACAUUUGCACCACAACGCUAAUGGAAUAUAACGCUCCCCUAGGAAGACAGACAGACAAACGCACGCAGGAAUGCACAGUGUGCACGGUUGGUGUGAAUAUUACACGGUUGUAAAACGACUCAUUAACUAUCAUCACCAUCUUCCUCGUACGCUUAUGCGCGCACCUUCGCUUGAAAUGGAUAAAGUGCAACUAAACCCGCCGGCCCUUGACGGGGGGAAGAGCAACGGGUGGCGUGUGGUCUGGUGGGCAUUAUUCUACCAUCCUCACAGAAGCAGCUGGCUAAACGCUUGCACGCUUCUCUUCCCGCGCACACGCACAGGCCCACUGACUGUUUAAGAUAUAUUUCCCUGCCGCAGGGCGCAAAGAAGGACCAUCCAGUAGCGUAAAUAAUACAACCGCGAAAAAAAGCUUUAGUUAGAAACCAAAGCGGGAAUAUCAUGCGCAAAAUGGUUUGCUUUGUACGGCACGUGCAAUAGCGGCCCAGGGGGGAGGGCAUACGGCACGCUUCAAAUUUGCUUUACAAGCGUUCCAUUUAUCGCUCGCUCUCUCGGCAAUGAUGGGUUUAAAUACUCAUCCGCGCAAGCACAAAUCGUUCGAAACGCGCUAAAAUGUGUAAGGAAAGGUGUGCGUGUGUUCGAGGACGUAUGGCAAGCAAAGAGGGAUUUUAGCUGGAAAAUACGAUUAGCUGAGGGUGUGAAAGCUUCGGUACGCGACGUGAUUUGUGAAGGGACACAUAAUAGUCUGCGAAAAGAGAGAGCGGGAAAGGGAGAGACACUUUAUCUCGUUUUCCUGUGAUCCCAAACGAAAAGGAUUUGAUAAAACUAUCCUCCCCGAAAUCAAGCGCGAAUGAAAUAAGAAGUGGAGGUGUGGGUUUAGGGAAAAGAAACAACGUUUACAACGAUUUUUCGCUUUCUCCCAAAAGCAGCAGAAGAAAGAAAGAGAGAAAUAGCGAAGGUUAGAUGGAAAAUACCCAGACGAAUAAAGGCUAUAACAUAUUUAAAAUAACACUA
Anopheles coluzzii is the source of this 4180-nucleotide messenger RNA. RefSeq lists its product as uncharacterized. The coding region runs from base 581 to 2914 and encodes 777 amino acids. The record is from RefSeq and is a predicted model, not a curated record. Gene Ontology annotation, biological process: positive regulation of cilium assembly; regulation of cytokinesis; positive regulation of protein localization to cilium. The transcript has 4 exons. NCBI's taxonomy places the organism in Eukaryota, Metazoa, Arthropoda, Insecta, Diptera, Culicidae. Gene Ontology annotation, cellular component: midbody; ciliary basal body; recycling endosome.